AUGUCCUCUCAGCUGGAAAGAGGCCUGCAGCUGGAGACCACAGCAAAACUUCAUGCGUUAAAAUCCGAAGAAGUUGUUGACGUGACGAGCUCUGACGGAUGCGCUGGGCAGCGCGGCUGCCGUGGGGACGGAGGGGAGAAUAACGUGGCCCUGUCUCCAGAGUGCCAUCAGCAGAAACCACGCAAGAUGACCCGGAGCCCCAAAUGCGCCCGCUGUCGGAACCAUGGCGUAGUUUCGUGUUUGAAAGGCCACAAACGCUUCUGCCGCUGGAGGGACUGUCGCUGCGCCUGCUGCCUGCUGGUGGUGGAGCGGCAGCGCGUCAUGGCGGCGCAGGUCGCACUGAGAAGGCAGCAAGCUGCGGAGGUGAGGAGAGCACCGGGGCAGGGUAAGAGGGGGGUCAGGUGUGCAGGUCCGUUGCGGAGGACUGCGUAUCAGCAUUACACGAGAGCGGCGGAACCGAGCACACUUGCGAAGAGCAUCCUGCAGGGGCUCAAACCGGUGGUGCCGCUGGACGACGACGCCUCCUGCUGGUCAAAGCAGACAACGCGCGACCAGACACACUUGACGGGCCCCCCCAUUAGCGCCCGAAUGAGGAAAAGGCGAGCCUUCGCAGACAAGGAGCUUGAGAAUGUGAUGUUUGAGCGGGAGCUGAGACAGAGAGAGCUGCAGAGCGACCUUCCCUUCUCUACAUCCUCUGCCCUCGUCCCCGUGCUUCACCCUCCACCCCUGCCUGUCUCCCCGAGCCUCCACUGCUGUCUUCUCAACAAAGACCCCACCUCUGCAGGGACAUCCAGCUAUGUGCCCAUAUAUAAAUAUAAGCCCCUGUAUGAGUGUGACUUCCAGUUCUAUCAGUUCUUCCACCUAAAGAGCAGGUCGCCCGCAGAAGGUGACUACACCGACUUUUUAUGCCAAAGCUCAGAGCAAACCAGGGAGGAUGAGGAGGUGCAGAACAGCUGGAGAGGCUGUGAGAAGAGAGACAGACCAGAGCUGACGCCUCUACCAUUACAACAAAGACUCAAACAUCACGGCAGCACCUUGUCAAGUCUAGACCUUGUCAAAUCCCCUUCAAAACCAACAGAAAUAAUGGACUCAAAUGGCUCAUCAUCCAUCACAUGCUCUAUUUUCGGAUCCCAUCAGGGUAUCUUGGGCGGGUCAGACGUCAGUUCACCCAGCAGGACUUUUGAUCCCCCACCUCUGACAGCUAAGGGCUGGUGCUCAGACACUCCAGCCAACCAGCCAGGCCCUCAUGCCGACUCUGUCAAGAGCCCUCACGGCAGCUCAGUCAGGACUCCCGCUGUGAGGCCAUUACCUUUCUCUGUGGAGGCUCUGCUGAGGGCCUGACAGACAGAUGGAAAACAGCGCAGUGCACUUUGUUUAUGUGUGGACUAAGAACUGAUGUUGAGUGAAUAAAUAUAAAAACUGCUAGUUGUAUUACAGGUUUGAAACACUAUUCUUUAUAAGGGCUUAUGGUCAUGAACAAUUUCCAGAACAUGAAUCACAGUCUUUCUUUUUCUUAUAAAAAUGUAUUCAGCUAUAUAAUUACAAAUACCACAAUGAAAUAUAUACAGCUCUGGAAAAAAUUAAGAGACCACUCUCACAAAUGUUUCUUAAAUCAGCAUCUCUACAUCUAUGGCAGCCGGUCCAUUCCAGUGUUUGUUCGAUUCCAACACAAGCCUCCUCGUUCUACUUGAUGAGACACUGAUCAGGUGAUCACCUGAACCAAAUCUUAUUUUAUGAGGAAGAUUAUAAAAACCACUGCUGUGAUUAAAGACUGAAAUUAUCCCACCAAUAAUGAUUUCUAAACUCUUCCUAAGUUAGUGUCGUGUUGUUUAAAAAUGAAUAUGAACAUGUUCUCUUUAUGACCAGUUGUCAUUUUCUGCCAAUAAAUGCUCUUAAUGGCAAUAUUUUAAUUUCAAAUUAGAGAGAAAUGUUGUCAGCACUUUAAAGAAUGAAACACUACACUAGAAUACAUAACUAUGAAUAGUAAAACCAGCAAAACUGAUAAUUUUGCAGUUGUCUCUUCAUUUUUUCCAGAGCUGUAUAUAUAUGUAUGUACUUGAUUGCUAUAUUUUUAUUCUUAUGCCUACAUUGAGCGUAUUUUGUGUAAAUGUAAUCCUUUUAUAUAUUCUUCUGUCAGCACUGCGGUAAAAAUAUACAAAACCUUUCUGCCUUGACCUUCUUACAUCAAUCAUAUUAUAUUCUCUUUUCCUGCAAAAAGAAAUAUACAGUAGAUCCA
This is a messenger RNA of Centropristis striata (black sea bass), 2236 nucleotides long. RefSeq names its product doublesex and mab-3 related transcription factor 2b (gene dmrt2b). Gene Ontology annotation, biological process: sex differentiation; regulation of transcription by RNA polymerase II. The record is from RefSeq and is a predicted model, not a curated record. The transcript has 3 exons. The coding region runs from base 1 to 1341 and encodes 446 amino acids. Lineage: Eukaryota; Metazoa; Chordata; Actinopteri; Perciformes; Serranidae. Gene Ontology annotation, molecular function: DNA-binding transcription factor activity, RNA polymerase II-specific; RNA polymerase II cis-regulatory region sequence-specific DNA binding. Gene Ontology annotation, cellular component: nucleus.